UAAUUAAGUUGAUCAUGACUGUAACGCAGCUGGGGUUUGCUGUGUGAGCAGACAGGCCACUGUAACUCAUGUAGCCAAAGCUUGAGGGGGGUUCGCACAGCACCGUCUGCCUCAAACCGAACCCUUUCUGCAAAGCGUGGAGCAACAGCUGAACCUGAACCUGAAAACUCUGCAGUUCGGGACCCAAGUUCGGGCAGUUCGGGGCUGAGACGCUCGCUACAUGAUACGAUACAUCUGAAUGAUUUUUGAGAUUAAUUAAUGACAUUUCUGGCAGCUUGUAAACUUUUAUCAACGUUGCACUUUUGUUAAACUCAUCGGAGCUUCAACAUUUUUGAUUCCCCCUGCCUCCCCCCGCCUCUGUCGAGAUGUGGUGGAUGCUGUUUCCCCGAUGGAUUUGGUUUGUUCUUGGACAUUGCUGGACUGUCCUCCUGCAUGCGAACUGCCGGGUGACAGCGAUGCCUAUGAUGUCCGCGGCAAAGGUGGUGUACUCUCACGCAGGUCUGUGUCCCAAUGACCUGAACCCCAACCUUUGGGUGGACGCGAUGAGCACCUGCAUGCGGGAGUGUGAAUCCGACCAGGACUGUGAGCCAUUCGAGAAGUGCUGCCCUAACGUUUGCGGAAACAAGAGCUGUGUGGCGGCACGCUAUAUAGACAUUAAGGGCAACAAGGGCCCCAUUGGCAUGCCAAAGGGCGCCACCUGCGACAAGUUCAUGUGCACCCAGCAAGGCUCCGAGUGCGACAUCUGGGACGGCCAGCCUGUUUGUAAGUGCAGAGACCGCUGUGAGCGGGAGCCCCACUUCACGUGUGCGUCUGACGGCAUGACUUAUUAUAACAAGUGCUACAUGGACGCAGAGGCCUGCUCCAAGGGUGUCUCAAUCACUGAGGUCACCUGCAGGUAUCACCUGUCCUGGCCAAACACAAGUCCAAUCCCUGUGGAGACCACAUUACAUCCCACUACCGCCCUUCAGACCACCAUCCCAACUGACAUUCCUGUCAUAUACAACUCACCCAUCAAACAGAUUGUGUUUGUGGGUGAGACGGCCAGCUUCUUGUGUGAGGCAUCAGGGAAGCCACAACCAGAAAUCACCUGGGAGAAACAACUGAAAGGCAAGGAUAAUGUGAUAAUGAGACCCAAUCACUUACGAGGUAACGUUGUGGUGACCAACAUUGGCCAGCUGGUCAUAUACAACACCCAACUUCAAGAUGCCGGAAUCUACACAUGCACAGCGAGAAAUAUCAGGGGAAGCGUGUCGUCACACUUUCCCUUGGCAGUGAUCAAGAGAGAACUGAGAGGUAAAAAUGUGGAGGGGAAUAAUACCAACCUCCCAUUCCCAGCGGCCGAAUGCCUCAAGAGUCCCGACACAGACGACUGUGGAGAGGAAAGCAUAAGCUGGUACUACGAGCCGAAGAGGAACAACUGCUUCACCUUUACCUACAGCCAGUGCAAUAAAAACCUAAACCACUUUGACACCUAUGAAGCAUGCAUGCUGUCAUGUGGGGGGGAGCUGGCAGCCCCCUGCAGCCUACCAAGCCUGCAGGGACCUUGCAAGGCAUAUGAGCCUCGCUGGGCGUACAGCAGUACCCUGAAAAAGUGCCAGUCCUUUGUUUACGGAGGCUGUGGUGGCAACGAGAACAACUUUGAAUCUAAAGAGGCCUGCGAAGAGAUGUGCCCCUUUCCAAAGAACCACAACUGCAAAGUGUGCAAGCCUCGAGGCAAAAUGGUCGCCAGCUUCUGCAAGAGUGACUUUGUGAUUCUUGGGCGCAUGACUGAGCUGACAGAAGAGCAAGAGUCAGGGCAUGCAUUGGUGACCGUGGAGGAGAUCUUGAAGGAUGAGAAGAUGGGUCUAAGGUUCUUCGGCAAAGAACCUCUGGAAGUCACCCUUCUGAACAUGGACUGGAACUGCCCCUGCCCUAAUAUCACCAUAUCCGACGUACAGCUGAUUAUUAUGGGGGAUGUUCACAAUGGGAUGGCCGUCCUGCAGCCCGACAGUUUUGUUGGCUCCUCCAGUACUCGCAGAAUCCGAAAGCUGCGUGAGGUUGUCCAGAAGAAAACCUGCGAUUUCCUCAAAGAUUUCUCUUCAACCUAAUAUCAUGCCAGCAAUACAGCUCCUUUGUGUUUGUUUUCAGGUUGCUUUAAACUCCUGUGACCUCAACAAUCUCUUUUUUAUUUCACUUUUUUCCCAUUUGUUUCUACUCUUCUCAAAAGAUCUUAGAAAACUGUUAUCAAAACGUAUUUACUCUGAGAAAAAUAUUUAAUAUUUUACCCUAACAAUUCAUAUAUUGUAUGCACUAACUUUAUUCAAUUAGUAAUAUUUUCAUACAAUUAUUAUACGCCUUUUGUUUUGAUGGUGUUUUGUACUGUUCCUAUUGUGUGACGGCUGUCUUUAGCGCUUAAAGGGAUAGCUUGGGUGCUGUGGAGAUUUUAAGAGGAGUGAUGAUCUUACCUGCUGUAGAUAACUCUCUAAAUAUGGUUUGAGAAUUCAUUAUAUAAUAUUUUUACAAAUUGCUAGCAAAUUUUUGAGGCUAGAAUUUCAUUCAAAGUGAGGAAGUUCAGAAAGGUAAGAUAAUUAUUGCUCCUAACCUCUUCACCAAAUGGCCUAACUAUUAAUUUAAGGGGAAUGUCAAGUAGUUUUGAAGUGAGGUCUUGAUAAAAAAAAAAAAUCAGAAGUAAUUAAUAUCCUAUAUUCUGUAGAUUGCUUUAUAUGUGCCUUCACUUGGUAGAAAUAUUGCUUAGUAAAGCCUGAAGGCUAAAGCUAAUGCUAGUCUGAGAUAGGCUAACACCAACCUGGACUUCUACUGUCUUAAAGCAAUUCUGAUGUAAAAUUAUAGAAGAAUCGUUGCAGUUUAUGUAAGCACGAUUAGUUAACCUUUAAUUUAUAUCCACAUUUGUAUUGGUCAGAAACCCUUACCUUCAUUCUGCCUAGUUAGUCUCAGAGGCUAAACACAUCAGCUCAUACAAGAGGGGCUGAGACCAAAGCAAACUUUGACCAUCUUAAAACAUAUAGAAUUUCAAAAGCAUUGUUGCCAUUUAUGCUAUUCUACAAACCUUUAAGCUUAAGUAGUUACAUUAUGGAAUAGUAUAGCAGUAUAAAGUUGAAUAUUUAAACUGUUCUAAUAUUGUUAUCUUUUUACAACACUUGACUUUCAUAUUCUGGCAAGAAAUGCUUUAAAUGUUCAGCAUGUUUCUCACAGGAAGAUCAUUGGCGAACAUCUGCCUCCUACCUCCAUUUUCUGUGUAAAUAAUCACUCACUUCUACGUAAAUGGCAGUGCAUUGCCAAUGUGACAAUGGUUUAAAGGUUCAUAAAAUAGCAUAUAAACUGUUAGGAUCAUAUAGAGGCUGGAGUUUUCUGAAAAUAACAAGAAUCGGCAUUGGUUUUGCCCCUCCCCCCCACCCCCUUCCCUUGUUCUAGUUGUUAGCUUCAGUCUUGACUACCUUGUCUGGAUUGGUGCAACGAGACUUAUGUAUUGUUUAUUAUGUACCUGAUAGUGAUUUAAAGGUACAGCAGUUACUGUAAGCACGCAUUCCUUUUUAUUGAGUCUAUGACCUGACUUUUUUUACGCUGGUAGAAGUCCACUUUUUUGGGGCCCAUUCGGGACUAAAUAUCAUAAGCUCUGCCUCUGGAGUCAAUUAAUCUGGACCUUACACAAACUGAAGAUAUCAGAGGAGCUUAUAAUGCAGAUAAAUUGUUUACUUUUUAUAACUGCUUAACAGAACCUCACAUUAAAAUUCCUUAGCUACCCCUUUGAGAUCACAAUAAUGCAAUACAAAACCUCAGUUUAUCUGCCAGAAACAAAUAAGCUCUUGGGUUCCAUUUUUUGUGGAAUCACUGUGUUUCAUUUACAACACUGAAUAUGUUUAUGGACUUGUUUAUGUCAUAUUUAUUUUUCUUUAUCUCUAUCUUAGGACCUUGUUAAAUGAAUAUAUGCAGUACAGAGGAAUAUGAAUCUAAUUACUUACAGAGCAUUUUUUUGUCCUUUAUAGCCAAGAUUAGUAAAUAAAUAAAGAUGAUUUCUGAAUUUA
Xiphophorus hellerii (green swordtail) is the source of this 4022-nucleotide messenger RNA. It is a transcript of the gene wfikkn2a, whose product is annotated as info WAP, follistatin/kazal, immunoglobulin, kunitz and netrin domain containing 2a. Bases 366 to 2087 code for a protein of 573 amino acids. Gene Ontology annotation, molecular function: transforming growth factor beta binding; serine-type endopeptidase inhibitor activity; receptor antagonist activity. Lineage: Eukaryota; Metazoa; Chordata; Actinopteri; Cyprinodontiformes; Poeciliidae. The record is from RefSeq and is a predicted model, not a curated record. The transcript is spliced from 3 exons. Gene Ontology annotation, biological process: transforming growth factor beta receptor signaling pathway. Gene Ontology annotation, cellular component: extracellular region.